CUCACGAAUUUCGCCAAAACGCAUGUAUUGUGUCCUGCAUGUCUGGUGCAGCGGCAAAAGUCUUCGUUUCUAAUUUCCAGCAAAAUUAUAGGAAAGUUGUACAUACUUUGUAUAUACUGUACAGAUAGGGAACUAGCAAAAUGAAAGGAGGAACAGCGGUACAAACAUCACAGACCAAACACACAGACAGUAUGACUACAAAAAAGCCUACUGCAGAACAAAUCAGAUAUGCCCAGCUUUUAAAUACAGAGGAUGCCAAAGUAAUGAGAGAGAAGAUCAAGCAGGUGGCUGAUGUGACAGGCUACAAUGAUGACGUUGUGAGCAUUGCUCUACAUGAUUGUAAUUUUGACACUGAAGCCACAAUUAAUGCUUUAUUGGAAGGAAGACAAGACCAGAGUGAAUGGGUUAUGAGAACGACCAAAAAGAAGAAACAUCAAACUCCUGUCACUCAAGGCAUCGAUACAAUCAUCCCCACAUCACAGGCAACACCACCGACAACUACAGCACCUACAUCAGCUAAACCAGGAGGGCCACGACAACCUAGAGGCAAAGGGAGGAAUAGACAGUCGGGAGAGCAUAGCAACAGUUCAGAAAAAGAUAACAAGAAUGAAGGAACAGUUACCAACAAUGACAGAAAUGCUGGAGAGAGUGGACGUGGAAGAGGGUCUAGAGAGGACAGAUGGAGUGAUAGAAAACCUGGUGGCAGAGGUGGCCCACCAAGGAGGGGUGGAAGAGGAGGUGGAAGGCCUGGGAGAUCAUUCCAAUCUCGUGGACGAGAUCGACCCAACAGAUUUGGUGGAGGAAACAGAAAUGCUUCAAACUCCACAGCAGUAAAUGGACCAAAAGUGAACGGCACAGAGAUGUGGGGGGAUAAUGAUGAUGAUGUUUCAAAAGAGAAGGAUUCAGAGCACACUGCAGAUCUAAUUCCACCAACAACGGAAGAGUGGGGAACAGAGGAAUGGACUCCAGUAGAACAGUCGGUGACAUCAAGCACCAAUGAUACAUUGUUCAACAAUACCGUUUCGUCCUCUCAUUCAUGGCCGGUAAGUUCUGACAGCUCUAUAGUCUCGUGGGAUGUGGACACUGAGACAGUCAGUAACUCGACAGCUCCUACAGUGCAGACCACAGACAGUAGACAGAAGGUUCCUGAGAGUAAUGCUCCCUUUACACCAGAGAGUGUUGACAUGGCAAUUAUACAUUCCAAACUUGCUUCAAAUCAACCCGCAAGUAAAGACCAGUACUCUGCAGUGGAAUUUUCCAUGCCUCGUAUUCCACUCCCUGGUGAGCUGCACAACAUACACGACCAUCAAGACUCAAUCAGUAAGCUCUUGGAUAAAGUCAAACUGUCUGCCUCCGUUGGUGUGUCACCUCAGAAUUCUUUGACAACAAUACAAGCUCAGCCACAAAGACAGCCACGCACUAGCAGAACAAAGAGGUCACAGAAAAGCCAAAUUCCUGUUCAAGCUGUAGAGAUGCCUGGAUCAAUGAAUGACAAUCUUGAUGUACAAUUUGGAAACUUGGAGUUUGGUGGUGAUUCUGUCAGUAGCCCACGGAAAAAGGAGGAAUUCCCUACACCUCUCCCUGUAGUAGAAGACACAAGGUCUGAUGAGCAAAGUUCAACCAGCAGCAGUGAUUCACCAAGUCCACCACUAGAAUCACAGCAUGUUGUGACAAGUUUACCAUCCUCUCCCAUCACCACAUCCAUCCCUAUAGCAACUACUGCAUCAGCUUCCUCAAGUGUGACAACGUUAGAGGAGAGUUCACCCCGACACUUCCAGCACCCAUCUCCUCGCACCCAACAACAGCCACUUGUGUCUCAAGUAACAAAGCAAAUUACACCAGAGCCAAUUCCACUGCCUUCUCAGCUGGAUUCAAGAGAGAACUCCAUGCCAGGCAAGCCACCACACAGUAAUGACCAACAGAAUUCUCCUGCUAGUCUUCAACCAUCUGGCAUUCCAUCGCCAUCUCUAAGUGGAACAAAUCUUAAUCAAACUGGUUCUUCAUCCCCACUAAGACCAACUCUGUCUUCCACAAUGCAGAAGGAUAUCACUCUGGACACAAGAGUUUACCAGAAACAUCAUGUACCCCAGCCAACAGUUCCAUCUACAAAAGACAAACUUGGUACCAACUCACUAAGCAGCUCUGCUGGGUCCACCUCUGUGCCACGGAAUGAUCUUUCCUCUGUAGAACCACUUCAGCCUCCUCCUGGGGUGUCUGUGCCUCUAACAGUCAACCAAGCUCCUACCUCCACAACAUCUGGCUUCACAACGGUGACCAUGUCAGGCUCAGGAAAACCAGUCUCACACACAACCAAACCGUCAUUACCUCCAGGAGUGUUACCAAUGAACACUCUUUAUGGUAUGCAGCAAGGCCUCAUUCAUGCUUAUCCCUUGCCAUAUGGAUAUGAAGAUCUUCAAAGACUACCAAUGUCUGCAUACUAUGAUAUGCCUCCAUUUCAAGCUGCUGGUAGAGAGGGCCUGUCUACACAAUUUCAUGGUGACCAGAAGUUUGGACGCACUGAUGCAUCUUCUCCAGUUCCAACAUCCUUAAACCAGACGGUAACGCUUCCACAGGCACAUCUUCAGCAGCAGGCAUUCAUUAAUGCUACAACAAUGCCACACCCUUAUGGAUAUGGUGGACUAGCAUUUUACCCUGGAGCUGGAAUGAUGGCUGGGGGUUUCCCAGCAUACACUACACCCAUGUAUCAGAUGCCAACAAAAACACAUGGGAAUGCUUCUCAAUACCAAUCAGCUUAUACCUCAGGUCAACAUGGAACUCAUAAUUUUGCAUCUGGAUAUGAUGAUCUAAAUCAGAGCCAUGACUUUGGAAAGUCUGGUUACCAUACAUCGGUUUCACCAUCGCAAAGUAAAUCUAAUGCAGGGGCAGUUGUAAGCAGUGCCUCGGAUCUCUCUGGAGCUUCUUAUAAGCCUCAGGUUGGAAAGUUUAAUGACAACAAACCAUUUAUUGGCGGUACACCACCACCAGCAUUAAAUCUUUCCAUGACAGGACAACAUGGUCCCUUGGGCAGCUAUCCUCACACAGGACACCCAUUCAUGUCAAUGAUGACUCCUGUCCAGCAACACCACCCACCAUCCCACUACCAUCACCACAUGCCUCAUCAUAUGGAAACAGGGCAGCCAGGAACCUCCCAGAGGGCGUCUCAAGGACAGGGGCCCAAACAAGGACAAAACAAGGGCCAUCAAGCUGGCUACCAAGGAUCACCUUUCUGGUCUGGAACAAAUUGAAUGACAAAACAGCUUAAAUGAAAUGCACUCAAACAGAAUUUUUUGCAGUGUAAUAUUGAUGCAGUACUGGUCUGUUCCUCCUAAACUAGUGUGAAUUGUGUUCCCCAAGAGUAAUGUUAUUUCAAAACCUUUUAGGAUGUAAAUGAUGUGUACAGGCCCCCUUACAACAGGCAUGUAAAUGUGUUUUGCAAUAAUUUAAUGUUUUCUUAGGUAGCCACAGCAAGCAUUUUACAGAUUGUAAUCUUUGAAAUAAACACGGAUAAUUUACUAUGAA
Orbicella faveolata is the source of this 3519-nucleotide messenger RNA. RefSeq lists its product as uncharacterized. Gene Ontology annotation, molecular function: protein binding. NCBI's taxonomy places the organism in Eukaryota, Metazoa, Cnidaria, Anthozoa, Scleractinia, Merulinidae. Gene Ontology annotation, cellular component: cytoplasm; nucleus. The record is from RefSeq and is a predicted model, not a curated record.